Molecule: messenger RNA, 213 nt
Organism: Brugia pahangi
Lineage: Eukaryota; Metazoa; Nematoda; Chromadorea; Rhabditida; Onchocercidae
Source: the annotation of a GenBank genome assembly
AUGCACAUAUUUUUGAAGGUCACAGCUCAUAAGUUCGCAAUACCGGUUAUUGGUGCAUUUCGGAAGAACAUGCAUCUGCAAUGCAAUUUAAGCGGUCCCAGGGUAUAUCCGGAUUUUCCAUGUUCUGCUUCUAGCCUGGUCGACAUACAGGUUUCGUACGAAGCGUACAGAUUCGCGAAGGCGAGAAUAGGUAUUCUCGAAAGGAUGAGUUGA